Messenger RNA from Malania oleifera, 936 nucleotides. RefSeq lists its product as uncharacterized. The transcript is spliced from 2 exons. The record is from RefSeq and is a predicted model, not a curated record. Bases 1 to 936 code for a protein of 311 amino acids. Lineage: Eukaryota; Viridiplantae; Streptophyta; Magnoliopsida; Santalales; Ximeniaceae.
AUGAUGAAAGAGGGCAAGAACAAACCCUACCACGGGGAAGCAUCCCUAAGGUCUUCGGAGCUGCCAUUCAAUAAAGAAAUUAUGGAGGCUCCAUUGCCAAGUAGAUUCAAGAUGCCCACUUUUGACAGGUACGAGGGUUUAUCUGACCCAAUUGAUCACCUAAAUAAUUUUAAAAUGUUGAUGCAAUUGCAAGGAGCUCUAAAAGCAAUUAUGUGUCGAGCUUUUGCGACUACCCUUAAGGGUACUUCCAGAGAUUGGUACCGCACAUUGCGACCCGGAUCCAUCGGCUCCUUCUCAGACAUGGAACAACUCUUCACUGGCCACUUCCUUAGCAGUUGGAGAGUUGCUAAAACAAUUGGCCAUCUCAUGAGCAUGGCGCAAGGAGAGCAGGAAACUUUUAAAGAUUUUAUACAUCGCUUCAACACGGCAACCCUAGAGAUCCGCAACUUAGACAUGGGGGUGGCAUUAGCAGCCCUGACGACGGCUCUCCAGCUUGGAAGCUUCUUAUACUCAUUGGGGAAAAAGUCGCCGGUAGACAUGGGGGAGCUGAUGGUCCGAGCACAGAAGUACAUCAAUUUGGAGGAGAUGAUGGAUACGAGAGGAAGUCGCCUAGAGCGGAAAAGGAAAAACAGUAGCAGAGAAACAGGGGAUCCCUUUAGAUCCGCAAAAAGACACAAGACUAGUGCGUUGCACCCGGGUCAAAAGAUGAGAGGACAGCACAACAAGUUCUCCAUUUACACACCCCUGAAUGUACCGCGCUUAGAGUUACUGAUGCAGAUCAAAAAGAAGGACUACAUCUCGUGGCCUGAACUUAUGCGAACGCCUUUACAUAAGCGGAACAUGUCCAAAAAGAAAAUCCACAAAGGGAACCACUCGAGCAGAGAAGGCAUUGUGCAAAAGAGAAGGGAGAGCAGGUCAUUAGGGAAAUUGCGGUGA